GUUGCCAGCGACCGGACGCACCGGGCCGGGGGCUGGGGUGGGACCCGGUGGGCGCCAUGGAGCUGCUCUCGGCGCUGAGCCUGGGCGAGCUUGCCCUCAGCUUCUCGCGGGUGCCCCUCUUCCCUGUUUUCGACCUUAGCUACUUCAUCGUCUCCAUCCUCUACCUCAAGUAUGAGCCAGGAGCAGUUGAGCUGUCCCGGCACCACCCCAUGGCGUCCUGGCUGUGUGCCAUGCUGCAUUGCUUUGGGAGUUACAUCCUGGCUGAUCUGCUCCUUGGGGAGCCCGUGAUCGACUACUUCAGCAACAACUCCAGCAUCCUGCUGGCCUCAGCGGUCUGGUACUUGAUUUUCUUCUGCCCCCUGGACCUCUUUUACAAGUGUGUCUGCUUCCUGCCAGUGAAACUCAUCUUUGUGGCUAUGAAGGAGGUGGUGAGAGUUCGCAAGAUCGCCGUGGGCAUCCAUCACGCCCAUCACCACUACCACCACGGGUGGUUCGUCAUGAUCGCCACCGGGUGGGUCAAAGGCUCUGGUGUCACCCUCAUGUCCAACCUUGAGCAGCUGCUCCGAGGGGUCUGGAAGCCAGAAACCAACGAGAUUCUGCACAUGUCCUUCCCCACCAAGGCCAGCCUGUACGGAGCCAUCCUCUUCACCCUCCAGCAGACCCGCUGGCUCCCAGUGUCCAAAGCCAGCCUCAUCUUCAUCUUCACCAUGUUCAUGGUAUCGUGUAAGGUGUUCCUGACGGCCACCCACUCCCACAGUUCCCCCUUUGAUGUCCUGGAAGCCUACGUCUGCCCUGUGCUGUUUGGGUCGGCCUCGGGGGGCGACCAUCACCAUAACAACCAUGGUGGAUCCCAGGGUGGCAGCGGGCCUGGCUCCCCACACUCACCCCUGCCCGCCAAGUCCAAAGAGGAGCUGAGUGAGGGCUCCAGGAAGAAGAAGACCAAGAAGGCAGAUUAGCGGGCAGCCCAGGGGGUCUUUAGGGCACCAGGGAGAGGACCCAGACCCAGGACCUGGGUUCCGUUCUCCCCUCUCCAGGCCUCUGCUUCCCUGUCUGCAAACUGGGGCCAUCAGCCCACCCUCCAGGGCUGAUGUGGGGGGUUAAAUGAGAUAUGGGGGGUGAAGGGCAUUUGUAGGAAUGGGGGGUCCCUUUCUCCUUCUGCCAAGUCCCCAUAGAGUUACAGCUUUGGGGGAGCGGUCCACAGGAUCCCAGCAAUAGCUCCAACCAGAAACCUUGGCAGUUACGUUCUUGGUCGUGUUACGUCCUCUCGAAAAUGACACCUUGACUCUGAAAGAAUUUCAAGCCAUGUUGAGGCUCAUCCGUUUGAUGGGUGUUUACUGUCUGCUGUAAGGUAGCUGCUGUGAUUUCCACGUCUCUUCCUGUCAACUUCUCCUGGGCAUCCCUGGGCAAGCUGCCCCCUGCUCUGAGCUCUGUGUGCCCAUCAGUAUAGCGGCCCCUCACCCCAUUCUGUAUACAAGGGCUACUGUGAGGCUGGACCUGACAAACCAGCUUUGUAAGCUCAGAAGCACAACGCAGUCAAGCGGUGAGGCCCUGAUGGGUGUUCAUCGUGCUUAAAAAAUAGUUUUGCAUUUUAGAUCUUUUGUGUUUGUGGCUUGGAGAACCCCACAAAUUACCUGGAACAAAGGAGGCCUUCAGUAGAUGUGUCUAGGCCAGACUUAAGAGCGUGGAGGGGUGAGGGAGGCUUGUUCUGAUCCUUGGCUUCAGGUUGCCCCCUAAACCAAAGAAAUGCAGCUGGCCGGGCGGGGGUUCCAAGAUCUGGCUCUAGUCCAGGGGCUUCAAGCCCUCACUGUCGGACUCCAGAAGCCCCACGAGGCCUCCCUCAGUGCUGGCGUCCUUCAUUGCCGCUCGCUCAGUCAUUCAACAAACACUUGCCUACUAUGUGCCAAAUCUCGUGCUGCUACUGGGCAGGCUGGGAACUUGAUUUGGGGUGAGCAAGGGGGUGGCAGCUGAGCGCCCCUCCUGGCCACCCUCACCUCAGCUUGGGUCACCAGGGUAUUUGAGAAGGGUGGGUGGGUUGGGCAUGGCCAGUCUCAGGUGGGAUUUGGGCCCAGGACUGGCCAGCUUGGGACUGUUCUUUGCAUGUGGGUGCUCAGGGCAUGCUCAGGGCAUCAGCCUGUGGCUGUGACACAUAGGCCUUGGGUUGUUGGGGUCCCAGGUUUCUCCUAAUUAUUGGGAAAGUGCCUUGAUCUGGUGAUGCCCGGGAGCUUGGUGGGUCCUGAGGCUGUAGGGCCCCCAAAUUCCUCCUCUUGCAUGUCUAUCAAGGCUCAGUGUGAAAGAUCAGCAAAUAAAUUUGUUGUGAACGAA
Messenger RNA from Budorcas taxicolor (takin), 2322 nucleotides. RefSeq names its product transmembrane protein 38A (gene TMEM38A). Gene Ontology annotation, molecular function: identical protein binding; potassium channel activity. The transcript has 6 exons. The coding region runs from base 57 to 956 and encodes 299 amino acids. The record is from RefSeq and is a predicted model, not a curated record. NCBI's taxonomy places the organism in Eukaryota, Metazoa, Chordata, Mammalia, Artiodactyla, Bovidae. Gene Ontology annotation, cellular component: membrane. Gene Ontology annotation, biological process: potassium ion transmembrane transport.